AUGAGUUCAGAGGAACAAACAGCCAUCACAUUGCCACCCAGCAUGCGUAAACGAUUUUACGAGGCCCUCAUGAUUAUUUGCAGCAUGACUCACAUUUUUUCAAGAACAGAAAACGGCACCAGGUCCCCGAGUCUUGAGCUCGAGGGGGUUGCUGACAAGAACUCACAAGGAACCUUUUUCUGUUUCGUGAACAAGCUUAGCCAGGUGUGCGACAGUGAGAGAGGGGGUGAUACCGUCACCGCCUUUUCGGUCUUGCAACCAGACAUCAUCGAGUAUCGCUUCACUUCAAACAGCAGAACGGAAAUAAGUUUCCAGACAACAACCCGAUUUGUGACAAAGCUUCUGAAUACCCUUGGAGGAAUUUCAGGCCCCGAGCUCCAGGAGGCGCGACGCAAUGGAGAGGACUCCCUUCUGUUCUUGACUCUGAUGCAACAAAUACUCGAGUUCAACCGUCCCCGCAUUACAAAGUUUCACAUCGACUACCAAAUGGCCAGACACCUCGAAUUCUGCGCCAAUGCCUGCACGGAUGCAGAGGUAGCGACUCUUCUAAGAGCACUCAAGACUUUGGCUGAUGCUUCUCUCGAGCCACUCUUAUCUGAUUGCGAAUUUGCCAUUAAAUGCCAGCUUCUUCUCCGUACCAUCAGCAGUAUUUUCCGGAAUCCCCACGUUAAGGAAUACCUCCGGGAACGUACCCGCGAGGAUCGAGAAAAGGCCAACAAGACACCCUGGACUGAAGUCUACCACUCUCUUGGCCGCUUGCAAUCUUACACAAUCGCCGUCGCAAUUUUCAUCACCGCACGCCAGCGCUGGCCCGAACUCUUCGACCCUGGAUUUAAAGUGACCCACGUCCCCUCCAGCACACCCGCUCCUUCUCCCUCAAUCAGAGGCUCUCCGGAACGUAUCCUCUCACGGCUGACCACAAAGGAGGCCGUUCUCAAAGCUUUCAAAGAGGGCACCACCGACGCAGCCGGCCACCAGUCCCACCUCACUGAUCUGACCAAAAAGCUCGAAAGCACCAUCCGAUCCAAGUGCAAGAAAUUCCACCCCAUCGUUCACGCCGAAGUUCACCUUGCCGAUCAUAUCCUCCGCGAGUUACGCACAAACAACUCAGGACUUCGUUUCUACAACGAAGCCGCCUUCGGUCGGUACAUUGGCACCUCUAAGCCAACUUGUCACCUCUGCCACUCGUACUUUGCCUGUCCAUUUCUCUCUUCAACAGGUCGCAUUCAAGUCCGUUCCAGUUCCCACAACUACUACCAUAACUGGCGGGUUCCACACGUAUAUCCGGAGGACGGCGCCGAGGCAGAAAAGAUGAGGAAUAAGGUGAUGGGGUGGAUGAUUGAGGAUGUGAAGGCGGAGGCGGAAAGGACGGUGGUGGAGAGGUUUGCGGUGAGGAAGGGGCAUGAUAGUAACACGUACCCUUCCAUGCCGGAUACAGAUUCGGUUGCUUCUAUGCAGGUUGGUUAUGGGGGGAGCCAGUCUGGUGCUGAUGAAUCUGUGAGAAGGCUGGGCGCGAUGGAUGAUAUAAUUGCUAGUUUUGGGGGGAUGAGGGUGAGUGUUGAGGAGUAG
This is a messenger RNA of Podospora anserina S mat+, 1569 nucleotides long. RefSeq lists its product as uncharacterized. Bases 1 to 1569 code for a protein of 522 amino acids. Lineage: Eukaryota; Fungi; Ascomycota; Sordariomycetes; Sordariales; Podosporaceae. The transcript is spliced from 2 exons. The record is from RefSeq and is a predicted model, not a curated record.